AUGCUCCCCAUGCCCGGCACCCCAGCUGCGUCAUGGGCCGUGUACAAGGCGAAAUUCAAGUCCGUCUUUGAGGGCGCCGAUCCACGUGUCUGUGCCGCCUUCUGGCUCUUCGGCCUUAUCAACAAUGUUCUUUACGUGAUCAUCCUCUCUGCGGCCGUCGACCUGGUCGGGCCUGCCGUUCCGAAGGGUGUUGUCCUGCUCGCCGACGUCAUCCCGUCUUUCAUCACCAAGCUGAUCGCGCCCUACUUCAUCCACCAAGUCCCAUACUCGGUCCGCAUAUGUGUCUUUGUAGGCCUUUCCACGGCCGGCAUGCUGUUGAUCGCUCUCACGCCUGCAACCCGGGACGGAGGCGCUAUUGGCAUACGAAUGUUGGGCAUCAUCUUUGCGAGUCUGAGCUCUGGCGGCGGCGAGUUGAGUUUCCUGGGGUUGACACACUUCUACGGCCACUUCAGCCUGGCUGCUUGGGGAAGUGGAACCGGAGGUGCCGGCCUCGUGGGCGCUGGCGCGUACGUGCUCGCCACCACCACUAUUGGCUUGAGCGUGCGCACCAGCCUGCUCGCGUUUUCGUUUUUGCCCGUGAUCAUGCUUGCUGAAUACGAACAGCUGGGAGGCGAUGAAGACGCAGAGGAUGACCUUCAGGAUCCGCUUGAAGACGGCGAUGGCCUUCUGAGUGGAUCCAUGAUGUCGGCUUCUGGGCGAAGCUUCACCUCCCUCCAGUCCCGAAGGAGCAAGGUCUGGAGGAGCUUACAGGCUAACCUGAACCGAGCUAGGCAUCUGGUCAUCCCCUACAUGCUCCCUCUUCUCCUUGUCUACAUCGCCGAAUACACAAUCAACCAGGGCGUUGCGCCAACUCUCCUAUUUCCGCUUUCAUCGAGCCCUUUCUCCGAGUACCGGGCCUUCUAUCCAACAUAUAACGCAAUCUACCAAGUAGGGGUUUUCAUCUCCCGAAGCUCGACGCCCUUUUUCCGCAUCCACCACCUCUACCUUCCUUCUUUUCUGCAGAUCGCCAAUCUGGUGCUGUUGACGGCACAUGCCGUUUGGGACUUUAUCCCAUCCGUCUGGAUCAUUUUCUUGAUAGUGUUCUGGGAGGGCUUACUGGGCGGGUUGGUUUAUGUGAGCACAUUCGCCGAGAUCACAGACAACGUGCCCAAAGCAGAGCGCGAGUUCAGUCUCAGCGCGACGAGCGUCAGCGACUCGGCGGGUAUCUGUGCAGCAGGAUUUCUGGGUAUGGCGUUUGAGGUGUGGUUGUGUGAGUGGCAGGUUGCACAUGGGAGGGAUUACUGCCGGAGGACUUGA
Molecule: messenger RNA, 1296 nt
Organism: Lasiodiplodia theobromae
Lineage: Eukaryota; Fungi; Ascomycota; Dothideomycetes; Botryosphaeriales; Botryosphaeriaceae
Product: Batten's disease protein Cln3
Exons: 4
Coding region: 1-1296 (431 amino acids)
Biological process (GO): regulation of intracellular pH
Cellular component (GO): membrane; vacuole
Source: RefSeq, a predicted model, not a curated record